GAUAAAACCCUAAAGACAUAAAGAGCUUGUGCCUGCUCACUGGGUUAUAUAAAAAAAACCCCCCCUUAUUUUGUGACCCUAUCUUUCCUAGUUGCAGUCGAAGUUGCGGCAUAUCCUUUUUAGUACUCCCUACUGUAAAGAUGAACAAGGAGAGGCUCAUGAAAAUGGCUGGUGCAGUCCGGACCGGUGGGAAGGGUAGCAUGAGAAGAAAGAAGAAGGCUGUCCACAAGACAACUACCACCGACGACAAACGGUUACAAAGCACCCUCAAGAGAAUAGGAGUCAAUGCUAUUCCCGCAAUCGAGGAAGUCAACAUCUUCAAGGACGAUGUUGUUAUCCAGUUUAUUAAUCCCAAAGUUCAAGCAUCUAUUGCUGCCAACACCUGGGUUGUAAGCGGUUCUCCUCAAACAAAGAAAUUGCAAGAUAUUCUCCCUGGAAUCAUCAACCAGUUGGGACCUGAUAACUUGGACAACUUGAGGAAAUUGGCAGAGCAAUUCCAGAAGCAGGCACCUGCUGCCGGUUCUGGUGACGGUACCGGUGCAGCCACUACUCAGGAAGAGGACGAUGAGGAGGUACCAGAUCUUGUACCUGGCGAGACCUUUGAAGCUGCAGCAGAAGGCCAAGCUGCUAAAUAGAGUUUUUAUCUUUAAUUUUCUUUUGUUAUAUGUUUUUGAUGAAUUUAACUAUUUGUUUCUUUUUCCAAAAUUUCUCUAUUUGUGGUUUUUGUUUGCUCUACCUUGUACUCUUAAUGGUUUGGUUCAGAGUAAGCCUUCUAGAAUUCCUAUUAUUAUUGCCAAUGGAUUAGAGAUGCAUUUUCCCAAA
Messenger RNA from Gossypium raimondii (Peruvian cotton), 822 nucleotides. Its product is annotated as nascent polypeptide-associated complex subunit beta. The transcript is spliced from 6 exons. The coding region runs from base 141 to 635 and encodes 164 amino acids. Gene Ontology annotation, cellular component: nascent polypeptide-associated complex; cytosol. NCBI's taxonomy places the organism in Eukaryota, Viridiplantae, Streptophyta, Magnoliopsida, Malvales, Malvaceae. The record is from RefSeq and is a predicted model, not a curated record.